ACUGAGGAGGCGGGUUUUAGCAGAGAGGUGUUUUUUUAUCUGCCUAAUAGGCAGACCUACCUGCCAGUCGAAGUUCGGGGCAAACUUCUACCCUGUGCGCCUCCAAUAGUUAGUCCGUUGUUCGUUCUCUGCGUCUGAGAGGUUGUUAUUCAUGUUUUUUGGAGUCCCAUGGCACAACAACUUUCACCCGGAACAAUGUUGAAAAAAGCAGUAAAGUACCUUGCUCAAGGGUACAGCAGCACUGUGUCGCCCAGCUGGGACUGCGACUUUCCGGUCAUGAGCCCAGAGUCCAUAACGACUACCGAUUAGGACGGUCCUGCCUGGUCUUUGGUUUCACUGUCACCGUUGGGAUGUUUACAGUGGUCUAUGUGUUCCACAAUAAAGUCGAGUUGCGGACAAAGACCCCCUGGAAUGCCCCUAUUCUGUGGGAGGGGACCUUUAACAGGACCUAUUUGGAGGAGUAUUACAGGAACAAUCCCGUGACCAUCGGGCUGACUGUGUUUGCACUUGGGAAAUACCUGGAUAAGUAUUUGGAGAAGUUUCUGGCCACUGCAGAUAAACAUUUCAUGCCUGGCCACAAAGUUAUCUACUACGUGAUGGUGGAUGAUCACUCCAAACUCCCGUACAUUCAAUAUGGAACCAGCCGCUUCUUAAAAUCCAGGGUUGUUGCAAAAGAAGCCAGGUGGCAGGACAUCAGCAUGAUGCGCAUGAAGACUCUGGCAGACAUGCUGCAGGACUUCAUCAAGGACGAGGUAGACUAUGUGUUUUGCAUGGACGUGGACAUGGACUUCCGUGCGCCCUACGGGGUGGAGACACUGGGGGAACUCGUGGCCCAGACCCAAGCCUGGUUCAUGAAUUCACCCAAUACUGGGUUUACCUACGAGAGACGACCCGAAUCCAAAGCAUACAUUGAAAUGGGGCAGGGCGACUUCUACUACCACGCGGCUGUGUUUGGGGGAACCCCGUCACGGGUUUUGGAUCUAGUGAGAAGUUGCUAUGCUGGUAUAAUGGAAGACAAGAAAAAUAACAUUGAGGCUGUAUGGCAUGAUGAAAGCCAUCUCAAUAAGUAUUUUUUGGAACACAAGCCCACCUUGAUUUUAUCACCAGAGUACUGCUGGGAUUUUACGAUAUAUACAAAAAUGGAACAUGUCAAGUUGGCUUGGGCUAUGAAGGACUAUGCAGAAGUAAGGGACAAUGUUUAGCCAGCAAGGAACCAGAACUGGGAACUGUUCAUAUCAUUGAGUUUUAAAAUCAGUUAUACCAAAGACACUUGCUGAUGAGCUGUUUGGAUUUCUCAUUGUAACAGGGUUUUGACACUUUUCUUUUCGCUGUCUGGACAUCAAACAAUGGAACAUAAUUUCUCUGUGGAAUACCUUUUUAAUUUCUCUGUGGAACAUUUUAUGUCGCUGUUAGUAUCAUAACUGUCCCCUGAAACUCUGUCCCUUUUUAUAAAACCCAUUUUUCAAAAGUUA
Molecule: messenger RNA, 1472 nt
Organism: Acipenser ruthenus (sterlet)
Lineage: Eukaryota; Metazoa; Chordata; Actinopteri; Acipenseriformes; Acipenseridae
Product: N-acetyllactosaminide alpha-1,3-galactosyltransferase-like
Exons: 5
Coding region: 351-1202 (283 amino acids)
Biological process (GO): carbohydrate metabolic process
Cellular component (GO): membrane; vesicle; Golgi apparatus
Molecular function (GO): hexosyltransferase activity
Source: RefSeq, a predicted model, not a curated record